This is a messenger RNA of Drepanopeziza brunnea f. sp. 'multigermtubi' MB_m1, 618 nucleotides long. RefSeq lists its product as uncharacterized. The record is from RefSeq and is a predicted model, not a curated record. NCBI's taxonomy places the organism in Eukaryota, Fungi, Ascomycota, Leotiomycetes, Helotiales, Drepanopezizaceae.
AUGGCCUCGCCCCUUCAGCACGCUGGCCAAGCCCAGAUCUUUUCUGCUCCCUCAGACAAUGUCGAUGCUCAGAUCGAAGACAAGAACUCUCCUUCAACAUUUCACAAAGCCAUCGCUGAGGCCGCUCCCGCUGUGGCUGAGGACCCACACGAUAGCGGAUUUUUCGAAGUUGAAGACUCGGUCGCACCUGAAAUGGCCUAUAAAGAUUUCACCCUCUAUCCCGAGGACGAUCGUUCUGAGAUCGAAGUUCCCAUAUACGGAAUGUUCGCAGACAUCGACGCCGCUACUGGUCUAAUUGAGGGUGAUACUAGCCAUAACAGCGGAGUCAAGUCCGACGACUACACUCUGACUCCACAACGCUCCGCUGAGGAGGGAGGUCCUUCUCUCAGCAACACACUCAGUGGUGGCAUCAUCGAGGGUGUGAAUGAAGAUGUGUACGAAGUCCUCGAGACCGAUUACGAGAUUUGCUUUCAACCUGGCUAUUUCGCUCCCUCUCCUCCCGACGUUUCAUCUCGGGACCCAUUUGCGCGGUGGCUCGGCACCUACCACCGCCACGAGGAGAGUGCAUAUCUGCUAGAGCGGCCGCCAUAUCUUGCCCACAACUUGGAGAAGCAGUAG